UCGUAUCUGUCAAUUUAUACGCAAGUCACUAUUAACAAUUUUUAGGCAUCAAGUCAUUCCGGCAUUAUUUUUGUUGUUGAAUUUGUUGAAGUAUUUAAGCAAAAAUGUUUCUUACGCGUUCCGAGUACGACAGAGGUGUGAACACCUUCUCGCCGGAAGGCCGCCUUUUCCAGGUUGAAUAUGCUAUUGAGGCAAUUAAAUUAGGUUCCACCGCCAUUGGCAUUUGCACUACCGAAGGCGUCGUCCUCGCUGUUGAAAAACGCAUCACGUCGCCAUUGAUGGUAUCAAGUACCGUCGAGAAGAUCGUCGAAGUGGACAAGCACAUAGGCUGUGCCACAUCAGGCUUGAUGGCCGACGCACGCACCCUGAUCGAACGUGCCCGCGUUGAAUGCCAAAAUCACUGGUUCGUUUACAAUGAGCGAAUGUCCAUCGAGUCGUGCGCUCAGGCUGUCUCUACUCUGGCUAUACAGUUUGGUGACAGUGGCGAUGGUGAUGGAGGUUCCGCUAUGAGUCGUCCCUUCGGAGUAGCCAUACUCUUUGCCGGCAUUGAAGAUGGCGUUCCUCAACUGUGGCACAUGGAUCCGUCGGGCACAUAUAUACAGUAUGAGGCCAAGGCUAUAGGCUCUGGCAGCGAGGGCGCACAACAAAACUUAAAGGACAACUACACAAAGGAAAUGACUUUGGAGGAUGCUAUUAAAUUGUCCUUAAAUACAUUGAAACAGGUUAUGGAGGAGAAACUCAGCUCGACCAAUGUUGAAGUUAUGACCAUGACACCAGAGAAACAAUUCUAUAUGUUCGGCAAAGAUGAGGUGGAGAAACAAAUUACUGAAUUGGCUUAAAUCGGUGAAAAGGCCGUACAAAAGCAAAGGCUCGCUUUCUAUACUUUUAACAUUUUGGUAAUUCUUAGCAAUUAUAAUAAAGGGAUUUCAAAUCAAAACAUCUAA
Messenger RNA from Scaptodrosophila lebanonensis, 944 nucleotides. RefSeq names its product proteasome subunit alpha type-5 (gene Prosalpha5). NCBI's taxonomy places the organism in Eukaryota, Metazoa, Arthropoda, Insecta, Diptera, Drosophilidae. The coding region runs from base 105 to 839 and encodes 244 amino acids. The transcript is spliced from 3 exons. Gene Ontology annotation, cellular component: proteasome core complex, alpha-subunit complex; proteasome core complex; nucleus. Gene Ontology annotation, biological process: proteasome-mediated ubiquitin-dependent protein catabolic process. The record is from RefSeq and is a predicted model, not a curated record.